Molecule: messenger RNA, 3458 nt
Organism: Arabidopsis thaliana (thale cress)
Lineage: Eukaryota; Viridiplantae; Streptophyta; Magnoliopsida; Brassicales; Brassicaceae
Product: calcium-transporting ATPase
Exons: 33
Coding region: 1-3150 (1049 amino acids)
Biological process (GO): calcium ion transmembrane transport
Cellular component (GO): membrane
Molecular function (GO): nucleotide binding; ATP binding; ATP hydrolysis activity
Source: RefSeq, marked reviewed
AUGGUUGUAUUUAAUUUGUCAAUGUUCAGGUUUUGGAAGAGGCCAUCACCCAAUGUAGGGCCGGGAGAUCUUGAGAUUGGUCUCGGCGGCGGUUACUCAUCAUCCCUCGCCGAUGAUGAUGUUGUAAUUCCACACCCUCCGGUAGCUGAAGAUGUUCCAAGCGAGUUGGAAGCCGGUAUUGACCCUGAAGCUGCACUUGAGAAUAUUGCACCACACGAUUUGGAGGCCGGUCACGUUACUACCCAUCGCUGGAGGAGGGUGAGGACGUUGAAGAGAGCAUCAGUGGCAUUUUAUCAAGUGGUAAUUUGCCAGAUGUUGAGGAGGAACAGAACAGGAACCGUACCUGACCAAGCACUUGUACAUGAUGAUCACCAAGAAACAGAACAAUCAUCAAAUGAAGCUUCAACAUCCGGAGGGUUUGGGAUUGGAGUGGAAGAACUCGUUCAACUAGUCAAAGAACGUAGCCUUGAAGCUUUGAAUCGAUAUAAUGGGGUUCAUGGGUUAUCAAAUUUGUUGAAGACUGACUUGAAAGUGGGCAUAGAUCGUCGCGAUGAUGAGAUACUACUUCGCAGGAACGCAUAUGGGUCAAACACUUAUCCUUGCAAAAAGGGAAAGACUUUCUGGUACUUUCUCUGGAGAGCUAGCCAGUUUUCUCAUUUGCUGGUUAUCAUGUUUGCUGCUGUAUUCUUUUCGCUGCUGCGAAUUAAAACAAAGGGUAUACUUGAUGGAUGGUAUAUAGAAGCUUGCAUCGUUUUGGUCACUGUUUUUCACAUCAUUGCGAUAGCUGUCGCUGAGUACAAGCAAUCUUGUCGGUUUAUAAAGUUGACUGAGGAGAAGAGAACCGUAUAUCUAGAGGUUAUCAGAGGUGGCAGAAGAGUCAGGGUUUCUAUAUAUGAUAUUGUUGUGGGCGAUAUUGUACCCCUCAAGAACGGUUGUCAGGUACCAGCAGAUGGUGUCCUGUUUGUUGCAAACUCAUUGAAAGUUGCCGAGCAAGAAGUAACUGCCUCAGACGAAAUUGUUCAAAAAGAUCUUCAAACAAAUCCGUUUCUGUUAUCUGGUUCAAAACUGAUAGAAGGCAUAGGUACAAUGCUGGUUACAAGUGUUGGAAUGAACACUGAAUGGGGGUUGAAGAUGGAGGUUUCACAGAAGACUGAUGAAGAAAAGCCUUUUCAGGGGUACCUGAAAUGGCUUGCGAUUUCUGCCAGCUGGUUUGUCGUUUUGUUUGCUUCAGUUGCCUGUAGUAUUCAAGUAGGCGGAUCUUCAGCUCCAUCCUGGCAAGGACCUAACAACCGUUUUAUUUCCAGAUACUUUAGUGGUGUGACCAAAAAAUCAGAUGGAACUCCAAUGUUUAUCUACGGAAUUACCACUGCCGAUGAAGCAAUAGAAUUUGUGAUCACAUCCCUGAGUUUUGGGAUUGCGACAAUAGUAGUGGCAGUGCCUGUAGGACUUUCUAUAGCCGUUCGCUUGAACUUUGCUAAGACAACGAAGAAAAUGAGGAAAGACAAAGUUUUGAUGUCGGUGGUUGAUGUCUGGGCUGGAGGAAUAAGAAUGCAAGAUAUGGACGAUGUCUCACAGUUGCCCACGUUUCUUAAAGAACUAAUCAUAGAAGGCAUUGCCCAAAACACAAAUGGCAGUGUUGUUUUUGAAACGGGAGUCACUGAACCAGAGGUUUAUGGAUCACCAACAGAACAAGCCAUUCUUAACUUUGGGAAUAAGUUGGGAAUGAAAUUUGAUGAUGCCAGGUCAGCAUCAUUAGUCCGUCAUACUAUACCAUUCAACCCGAAAAAGAAAUAUGGAGGCGUGGCACUACAGCUUGGUACACACGCUCACGUUCAUUGGAAAGGAUCUGCAAAAACUAUUCUGAGUUCAUGCGAAGGGUAUAUGGAUGGGGCCAACAACUCCAGAGCUAUUAAUGAACAGAAACGAAAGUCUUUUGAAGGAACAAUAGAAAAUAUGAGUAAGGAGGGACUGCGUUGUGCAGCACUUGCUUAUCAACCCUGUGAACUGGGAAGUCUUCCAACCAUUACGGAACCUCGAAACCUUGUUUUGUUGGCUAUUGUUGGUAUAAAGGAUCCUUGCCGGCCAGGAACAAGGGAUGCGAUCCAACUGUGCAAUUCCGGAAGUGUUAAGGUUUGCAUGGUGACGGACAAUGAUGGUUUGACUGCACAGGCAAUAGCAAUUGAAUGUGGGAUACUAACGGAUGCAUCUGGCCGUAAUAUAAGGACAGGAGCCCAAUUUCGUGAACUUUCCGAUCUAGAAAGAGAGCAGAUUGCCGGAGACAUCUUAGUUUUUGCUCAAUCUUCUCCCAACGACAACCUUCUGCUUGUCCAAGCACUGAAGAAAAGAGGCCAUAUAGUUGCAGCCACUGGAAUGGGAAUACAUGAUCCAAAAACACUACGCGAGGCUGAUGUUAGCCUUGCAAUGGGAGUUGGAGGGACCGCAGCAGCAAAAGAGAAUUCCGAUUUCAUUAUACUAGAUGAUAAUUUUGCUACGAUUGUCAAGUGUAUCAUAUGGUCUCGAUCUCUGUACAACAAUGUCCAGAAAUCUAUCCUAUUCCGCCUCACUGUCAGUGUAUCAGCAUUGGCUGUCUGUGUGGUUGAGGUUGUAGUUUAUGAUGCAUUUCCCCUUAACGCCGUGCAGUUUCUGUUGGUUAAUCUAAUUAUCGACAUCUUAGGAGCAUUAGCUUUGGCAUACAGACCAAGAUCUGAUCACCACCUAAUGGGAAAGCCACCGGUUGGUAUAAGAGAUCCUCUUAUAACCAAGACGAUGUGGUCCAAGAUGAUAAUUCAGGUAUUUUACCUAGUGCUCUCGCUGGUACUCAUAAAUUCUGAGAAGCUACUGAAGCUGAAGCAUGGUCAGACGGGCAAUGCCGAAAAAAUGAUGAACACAUUGAUAUUCAAUUCCUUUGUCUUCUACCUGGUUUUUAAUGAGUUUGAAAUCCAAAGUGUAGACCAAACCUUCAAAGAAGUCCUUAGAGAGAAUAUGUUUCUCGUUACAAUAACCUCAACUAUCAUAUCUCAGAUAAUCGUGAUCAAGUUCGCAGGCAUUUUCAUUGACUUGAAAAAAUGGGUGACGACAAGUCUUUUGGGGUUACUCAGCCAAGUCGCCACUCGCUACCCUUACCCAGCCAUCCAAUAUCAUCGUAACUGAGAUUUCUCUUGCCGUAUGGCUCAAUUCUCGUAAGAAGUCAACUUUUGAAGCAUCCCUCUAGCUUUGGUCGCUUAGGAGGCUGUUGUUCUCUGCGCGGGUGUGCGUGAGAGAUUAAAUAAUGCGGAUUAUUGUGCUGUGUAUAUAGCAUACUACAGUUUAUUCAGUCAAUUCAUUUUCCUCUUGAAGAUAUGUCGAGUGAAAUGCGUGAAAGUCAAACAUUUAAGUUCUGUAUCCAUUUCCCUUUCAAGCUAUGUAGACUGUAAUGGGUGACAGUCAUAUAUAGUAUAUAUAGUAAGCUCUGUUCAAUC